AGAAUGUCUGAUGGGGGAUAGGGAAAUACCCAUUGUUGCUGUUGAUGAUUAUCGUUCCAGGCAGACUCGUGACGUACCUGCAUAAGCAGUAAGCACUUAUGGACUACGUACCAUGUCUACCUAGCUGAAAAGACCCAAUAUUGGUAUAGCAUCAAAUUUACAGCUCACCAUAUACCCAUGCUUUGGUCUCAUCUAGACAAUCGCAACGUAACCCCCGCAGCCUAAACCCACUAAAUUAAUAAUAUGGUGUUCAGUAUCGGAGGUAGUGGAUAUAAAAUCCUAAGUCCGCUCAACUGUUCAAGGUAUAUAAACAAGCGAUUGCUCUUACCUUCAGCUCCCAACUCACAAUUCAAUUCAAUUUAUUCCAUUCCAUAAUCUCCAAUAUGAAGUACGUGCAACUCGGUUCGAGCGGUCUCCGCGUGUCGCCCAUCUGCGUCGGCUGCAUGAGCUAUGGCGAACCCAAAGGACAAUUCAACUGGUCCACACCCGAAGACGAAGCCCUCCCCGUGCUAGACCACUGCUACCAGUCUGGUCUCAACUUUUUCGACACGGCCAAUAUCUACUCAAACGGUGUUUCGGAGGAGAUUCUGGGCAAAGCGAUCAAGCAAUUCAACUGGCGCCGCGAAAACGUCGUCAUCGCGACCAAGGUCUGGGGCCCUGUUGGUCGUGGUCUUGAGAAUGCACUCUUUAUGAGUGAGGAGGAGAGAGACAAUUCCGGCUACGUCAAUCAGUACGGACUCAGUCGGAAACAUAUCUUCGACAGCAUCGAUGCGAGUUUGAAACGGUUGGGUCUUGAGUAUGUGGAUCUAUUGCAGAUUCACCGAUUCGAUCCUCACACGCCUCCCAAGGAGACCAUGGAAGCGUUGCAUGAUGUCGUCAAGUCCGGGAAGGUGAGGUACAUUGGGGCCUCGUCUAUGUGGGCGCAUCAACUCAUGGAGUACCAAUACACCGCGAGGAUGAACGGCUGGACCGAGUUCAUCUCUAUGCAGAACCUGUACAAUGCUCUGUACCGGGAAGAGGAGAGGGAGAUGAUACCUGCUUGCACCAAGUUUGGAAUGGGUAUCAUUCCGUGGAGUCCCAUCGCCGCGGGAGGUCUGGCACGGCCGGUCAAGGCCCUCACUGAGACGAAGAGAGGAGGGGGCAUGAUUUUCAGUCAGGGUAUUUCAGAGGCGGAUACCAAGAUUAUCGAGAAGGUUGAGGAGAUUGCGAACAGCCGUGGUGUCGCUAUGGCUACUGUGGCUGUGGCUUAUUGUCUGUCCAAGCCGUUCAUCACGUCACCCAUUCUGGGAAUGAGCAAGAAGGAGAGAGUGGACGAGGCCCUCCAGGCGCUUGAGCUUAAACUCACUGAGGAGGAGAUCAAGAGUAUUGAUGACCUGUACGUACCAAAGGCAGUGCUCGGACAUAGGUAGUGUGACAGCGUUUGAGCUGGAGUGUUGAACAUAAUAUGAAUUCUCCAUUGACUGAAUGCCUUAUCCCAUAAAUAUCCUUUGCCAAAAUGCCAGUGCUUAUUCGUUGUCUGUGCUUUUUGAUAAUCUGGCCAGACCUACUGUCUACUGGUUGUAGAUAUGAAGUAGAAAACAUCCAGCAUUGCCCAUUGGAU
This is a messenger RNA of Aspergillus wentii DTO 134E9, 1600 nucleotides long. Its product is annotated as aldo/keto reductase. The coding region runs from base 384 to 1409 and encodes 341 amino acids. The transcript has a single exon. Lineage: Eukaryota; Fungi; Ascomycota; Eurotiomycetes; Eurotiales; Aspergillaceae. The record is from RefSeq and is a predicted model, not a curated record.